Molecule: messenger RNA, 5950 nt
Organism: Anolis carolinensis (green anole)
Lineage: Eukaryota; Metazoa; Chordata; Lepidosauria; Squamata; Anolidae
Gene: naa25
Product: N-alpha-acetyltransferase 25, NatB auxiliary subunit
Exons: 24
Coding region: 90-3011 (973 amino acids)
Biological process (GO): N-terminal peptidyl-methionine acetylation
Cellular component (GO): cytoplasm; NatB complex
Molecular function (GO): protein binding
Source: RefSeq, a predicted model, not a curated record
CCCCCUCCUGAGGCCCCGCCCCCCGCUCGCCAGUAGGGCCGGCGAGCGGCGGAGGUGGCGGCUGCGCGCUGCGGUUCUGCGCUCUCAUCAUGGCGGCGGCGCGGGGCCAUGUGCAGGAUCCCAACGACCGGCGCCUCCGGCCCAUUUACGAUUAUCUUGAUAAUGGCAAUAAUAAAAUGGCUAUCCAGCAGGCAGACAAACUGCUGAAAAAACACAAGGAUCUUCACUGUGCUAAGGUUUUAAAAGCAAUCGGCCUGCAGAGAACCGGGAAACAAGAUGAGGCAUUCAUUCUGGCACAAGAAGUAGCAGCCCUUGAACCUACAGAUGACAAUUCAUUGCAAGCUCUGACUAUCCUAUAUCGAGAAAUGCACCGACCUGAGCUGGUGACAAAACUCUAUGAAGCAGCUGUGAAGAAAGUCCCUAACAGCGAGGAGUAUCAUUCCCACCUUUUCAUGGCUUAUGCAAGAGUUGGGGAGUACAAGAAGAUGCAACAGGCUGGAAUGGCACUUUAUAAGAUAGUUCCCAAAAACCCAUACUAUUUUUGGUCAGUGAUGAGUUUGAUUAUGCAGUCGAUCUCUGCGCAGGAUGAAAAACUCUCCAAGACCAUGUUUUUGCCCCUGGCUGAGAGAAUGGUUGAAAAAAUGGUGAAGGAAGAUAAAAUUGAAGCUGAAGCUGAAGUUGAACUUUACUACAUGAUUCUAGAACGCUUGGAAAAAUACCAGGAAGCUCUGGAUGUUGUGAGAGGAAAACUAGGAGAGAAAUUAACCAGUGAGCUCCAGAGCAGAGAGAACAAAUGCAUGGAGAUGUACAAAAAACUGGGCAACUGGCCGGAAUGCAAUGCUCUCUCGAGACAACUCCUGCUUAAAAACCCAGAUGAUUGGCAGUUCUAUAUUAUUUACUUUGACUCCCUUUUCCAACUGAUUGACACAGCCUGGAGUCCUCCGGCUGAAGGAGAGCACUCUCUGGAAGGCGAAGUGCAUCACAGCACAGAGCAGGCCGUGGCUUUCGUAGAGCAGAGGAUAAUCCACGAAGCCAACAGUGUCCGCCCGCUCCGGGGACCUUACCUGGCCCAGCUAGAGCUGAUCCGGCGCUUGCGGCACCGAGGCUGCAGCGAAGAGCACAAAUUGGGUGAUCCGGAAGAAUUGCUGUUCCAGUAUUUCAAGCGUUUUGGGGACAAGCCCUGCUGCUUUACUGAUAUCAAGGUGUUUGUCGACCUCCUCCCUCCAACCCAGUAUACAAAGUUCAUCAACCAGUUGUUGGGCAUCAUCCCCUUGUCUCCACUGACAGAAGGUGCCAUUGCACUCCCAGCGAGCCCUAAAGCGCUACAGCAACAUUUGUGUGUCGUGCAGUUGACCAGGUUGCUUGGCCUUUACCAUGCGAUGGAGAAGCCCCAGAAGCUGGCUGCUGUCCGCGACUUGAUGCUGCGGUAUCGACACGGACUGGAUUUUGGAAAAUCCUGUUUGAAGACAGAGCUGCAGUUUUCCGACUACUAUUGUCUCCUCGCUGUCCAUUUACUCCUUGACAUCUGGCUCGAGGCAGGUGAAGAGCCAGCUGCCUGGCGUUGCUUGGCGUUGCUGGAGGAAGGCCUGACCCACAGUCCCUCCAACGCUCAGUUCAAGCUGCUGCUCAUCCGAAUCUACUGCAUUCUCGGGGCCUUUGAGCCAGUUGUGGAGCUCUACUCCAGCCUGGAUGCAAAGCACAUACAGCAUGACACAAUUGGUUACUUGCUGACCCGCUACGCCGCAGCCUUUGGUCACUAUGCUGCCGCGUCGCAGUCUUGCAACUUUGCACUCAGGUUUUUCCACUCCAACCAGAAAGAUACCUCAGAAUACAUCAUCCAAGCCUAUAAAUAUGGUGCAUUUGAGAAGAUCCCGGAGUUCAUUGCUUUCAGGAACCGACUGAACUCCUCGCUUCACUUUGCACAAGUCCGCACCGAACGGAUGUUGCUGGACCUGUUACUUGAAGCAAAUAUAUCAACCAGUUUAGAAGAAAGUAUAAAGUCCAUGAGCCUCAGUCCCGAAGACGACGACAUUCCCUGGAAUGAUCUGCAAGAUAACCGAGACCUCACUGUCCUGUUUAAUUGGGAUCCAAAAGACAGGUGCAUUUCCGAAGACAACCGGAGGCUUUCCUUGGAGGAGGAGACCAUCUGGUUGCGGAUCCGGUCUCUGACGCUGCGGUUGAUCAGUGGCCUGCCGGCACUCAGCCACAAAGCUCAGCCCCGGAACUCCGAGAAGAACGCGGAGAACGGCGUCUCCUCCAAGAUUGACACCGUCCGGGCUCUGCUGCGGCAACUGGACGCUGCCGUGAAUUCGGGGAAACGCUUUCUGGAGCAGAAGAUCCAGUAUCCAGUCCUUGGUCCUCCUCCUUCCCGAAUGGCCCGCUACUUCAGCAGUGGGAGCUGCCAGUGCCAGACCAGCUUGUUUAACCUUGUUAGUGAAAUUCAUGACCUUGAUACCAACGGUUUAGAAGAUUCAACAGCAAUUCAAGAGAGAAUAGGAAAUAGCUUGACGUCAUUAUUAGAACAACUAACAGAUCAGUUCAAUAAAUGCAAAGGCGAUCUCUUGGAAGUGAGGGAAAACAGCGUCAAAACCCAUCCAAAUGUUCUCGAAAAUCUUGUCUUCUUUGUGGAGACCGUUUCCAUCGUCCUGUGGGUCUGCGGUUAUUCGGACACCAUCCUCCGGCCCUGCCGUUCAAGCUUGCAGAAGAAGAAGAAGAAGAAAAAAGAGAGCAACAUCGCAAUGCCCCCGGUGUUUGCCAGCUUCCAAGAAUACCUUUCUGGGCUCCAGACACUCAUUUCCAAUGGGAUCGAUCAUAUCAAAGGGCUUGAAAUUACUCUCACCGCACUUAAACUUGAAGAGCUGUCUAUAGAGGACGACUUACUGUUGCAGGAAGAAAAGAAGUUUACAAAGACUGCGCUAGGGAAGGUCCAGAGCAGUUACCAGCACGCAGUUCAGGAAAUGGGAGAGCUGCUGAAAAAGAGACUUGACACCAUCAAACACCUGAAGGUGUGAGGAAGCGCCACAUCGCGGGCGCCGCCAGAAGGCCGGGAGCGAUGAGCCGACGCCGGACAACAACAAACGGAGCCUCACCCGCCACCCCUCUUGACAUCGAAAUCGGGAACUUCCUCACCAAUGCAUGAAGGACUUUUAUCAUAAGAUAGUUUUUUUAUGUAUUACAAAGUUAUAUUCAAGCGAUUAAAUUAUUGUACAUAAAAUCGAGGCGCAGGGACCCUCCUCCGUCAGGGUUAGACCACUUUUUAUACACGUUCAUAAUAAGCCUAUUGUAACCGGAGCAAAAAACCCCCGGAACUCGUUUCGCUUCCCUUUGUGGGCGGAGAGGGAGCCUUCUUCUCCCGAAACACUUUUGGGGGUUUUUGACGUCUUUAGAAGCAGCAAUAGAAAUCCAGUGUAAAGCAUAUUUCAAAGGAGUUUGUAUUUUCUUUUUUCUUUUUUUCCAUCCCACGAUGUUUCUAUUUUCGUGUCUCCGUUUCUUGCCUUAGGAAAGCAGAAGUCGAGAGAGGCCUGUGCUCAGCUGUGAGGCUUUGAGCCGCUUCCUGUUCCUUUGUCAUUUUUUCCCCAGUCUCUUCAUAGGUCCAACUUAGUUACGGUCCCAGAGGGUUGAAUAGGAGGCCUGCGCAAGUUGAGUUUUUAACCUUUUUGUGUGUUAUAAAUUAAAAAACACUAUACGGAGGCAGUAGGAUGAAAUAGUGACCGAAGGAAGCGAUACACUUGAUUUUGAAACACAGUUGACCGAAAGCAUGCGUUGCUUCUUCACUUUCAGCCCAGAGAGAUGACCCAUGUUGUCUGUCUCGGGACAAAAUAGUGAUUGGUUCAUACGAUCUGGAAUGGUAUCUUUAUUAUUGAGGUUUGGAUGAGUUUGGAUGAGUUGCGUCUCCUGUUUCUCACGCUUACCUAAUCUUACGACGGAUGCUGAGCAUCUUUGGGGAAUGUAUGUAAGAUAAACUUAGGAUGAGGUAGACGUGUGGACAACAGGCUGCUCAAUCCCAUUGCCAAGGGACUAAAUCUCAUUCCACCUGACGCAGAUCUUGGUGAGGACUUGCAUCCGCUCCUGUCAGGUUAAGGGCUAUGUCUAUUGUUUGGUAGACAGACUAGGGCUGGAUCUACAUUGCUGUCUAAUGCAUUAUAUGACAGUGUAAAUCCAGCCUAGGAUUGGUCUCCAGUGUUCAGGUCCGAAGCCUUGGCUUUUGGCGACAGAUCCAUAGUCUCAUUUCUUGCCAAAUACUCGCUUCGUGCCCCAUUGCGUUUGAUUUUAUUUUCAAGCUAACAAGACAAAAAUACCUUUUUUUCCCCUUUUCAAGUUGUAAUUGUGUUUCAAUACUAACCUUGUGUUGUUUUUUGCUGACUGGCACAAGGGAAAGAAACAGCGGAUUGAACUCCUUAAAAACUGAGCCUAAAAACAGAUUUUGUUUGGAAGCAAGCUUUGGAAAAGUGACUGGUUUAAGAAAAAGAACAUCCAGCGAUGUAGUUUUAAUGUUUGGAGAGCGCUAGUGAUGUCAACGUCAUGAUGGAUAUUUUUUCCCAUUUGUUUCAGGGCCGCUCUCCAUCUUCGUGUAGUUUCGAAGCCUAGACAGCGUUGUGGUAGACAGAGCCUGAACUAGACAACCUGGACAAAAGCUAAGCCCAACUUUGGGAGUCUUUUUCCUUUUUGGUCCAAAGACUCAAGACCGUAGACCUUUUAAGGAAGGCUGGUGUGGCUUUUACUUAAAGAUCUAGAGAUGUUCUCCUCAAGAGAACGGUGUACGCAGCGUAGUUUGAUAAGAUACAAGACUGAAAUUUGGAUUUUGUCUAUAUACAUUUCAAAACAACUGCCUCCUUUGUUAACUGCUUUGUGAGAGAGGCUUUUAAAAAUAUUUCCAACCAGACUUCUUCAUUCGGCGUCAGGGUCCAAAGUGCCUAGUCUUGCUGACUUUAAUGUGAGAUAUGUCUUGAAAUAGCAUGUUAGGCAUUUCCUGGGCCCCGGGAAUUGUCAGCAAAAUGGCAGUUGAUGGCAGUUUCCCGCAAGCGCCGUUGUCUUUCUCGCAAGCUCUGUUGCGAUGGAAUGUUUGCUUAGUGUGGCUCAUGUUUACUGCCUCCUGAGCUGCAUUCAGCCGUUGGCUCUGCUCUGGACGGGGCCGGCAGUCUGUUUUGGCUGAAACCCUGUUUUAAAUCGUUGAAAGGAAUUGUUGACACGUUGUGUAGUUCAGUUGCCCUUGGGGAAAUGGGCAUCCCUCCCGUUGGAGUGGAGUGGUUCCAUCUUUACGGAGUUGCUCUCAACUCCUUUGUCUUCCAAAGGUGGUUUGCCUCUGUUUGGAUCUUCUGGCGGAGCAGGCCAGACGGUUCUAGAGCGCUAGGAACUAUCAAUUGGAGAGGAUUCUCGCUCAUUCAGAUGUUCCCUCUGAGUUCACUGUAAAAUGUUGUUUUAUCCCAUUUUUCUUGUGCUUUAACAUGUACCGCCAGAGUGCUAAAAGCCAACUGUUUACAGACCAAGAGACGUUUGUUGUUCUUUAUCGCAGCCAAGGUCCUUCCACCGCUCUCUCUCUCUGGCCACCCAGUUCUUCUCUGUGGAUCAGGACGGAGGAUGUCAAUCCACACAGAAAACCCCGUUGCCUGGCUGUGUUUUGUUUGGAUUGCGGGGGGGUGGCAAGCGUUGUAUCUUUUUAGUCAUUUUUAACUGUUUAAAAAUUGCGUUUCUAUUUUGCGACUGUUCUGUUUGAUUCAUGGGGCGUUUUGUCUCUUUCUUGAACCCGUUCAAAGGGAGGGGGGAAGGGGGUCCUCGGGACGUCUCUCUCCCUCCCCGGUUUGCGCCGCUUGCUCUUAAGUUAUGACUGUGGAAAGUCUGUAUGGAACAGCCUCCGCCGCCCACCGAAUUUCAGUGACGAAACUGCUAGCAAUCUGCUUUAAACUGGAUGGGUUUAUAAUUUAUAAAAAGUCGAGUUUCUUUUUAAAACUGA